GCUGCCGAUACACGGUGUGACCGGUGAAUCGUUUUUCCGCUACGCUCGGAGCUACGAAUUAUUUUUGAUUCUGCGGCGAGGUCGUGCGUUUUUACCUUUUUUCUUUUUCGUCUUCUUCUUCUUCGCACAGUAUUAUUAGUUAGUGCCGAUCGUAGAAUCUCGCUCUGUCGGCUCGCUUCACGAUCGGAUCGCCGAGCACCGGCACAUACGACACACGGAUCGAUCCUCGUGCCGUCGUUUUUUUUUGUAUUAGCAUCGAUCGUUACGCGUUAUUAUUAUAUAGUAGACCGAUCUUUUUCUUCGCGCAUAAUCCGCGAGUGCCCUGGGUGCGACCGGAGUGAUCGGUAGAGUGUGCUAUGCGAGCAUGACAGCCAUGGAGGACGGAACGAUCGCCGACGACCGAGAGGAGGCGACGAUGGAGGCGAUACUCGGCCGCGACCAAAGGACCACGUCCCACAGAGUUCACGAUCACCGUCGUGACCCGCUCGACGGCAACGUGACAGCGACGACGACGACGACGACGACACCGGCCGCCGUCGUGAAAACGUCGUCGACGAGAUGGUGCCGGGGCCUGCCCGCGAACGGCCGCCGCGCCGACGUGAUCGGUCCCGGGAUUAAUAAAAAUGAUCAUGCACAGAGACACUCGGAUAGUGAUUCAUACUACGUACCUGCAUUUUACGACGAUCGAAGGAUACGAUCGAGACACAACGCAUCCAUCACCGCGACCACGUGGCUGAGGUUAGGCAGUCUCCUGGUGACUCUGCUCGUGGUCUCGGUGCAGAGCGCUCCGACGAUGACCUUCGAGAAUAGACGACUGAGCUUGCCCCCGAAGUGGGUGAACCCCUGCGGCCUCGCAGACGAAGACCCCACAACCGGUGAAUUGGACGUGGUGCAGCUAACGGACUCGCAGCUUCUGGAGCAGGUCGUCGUGCAAGCGAAAACGGCGCUGAUGCACGCGGAGCUUUUUCGCGACAACUACGCGAGGCGAACCUUCAACGUUGACUUCGAUGAAAUUCUUUCCUCGUUCAAAGAGAGCCACUACGAUUGGCUUCCGGGGCCAAGGGAGAUUCCAAAGCAACUCAAACAGCAACUGGAUCAAGAGUAUCUUGACAGGUUGGAGCUCGACACUGCUCUGAUCGAUGCGUACGAAUACAUGCAGAAGUAUGCAGUGGGCUUGGAGCAGAUCGUUUGGGAUCAAGAAGAUCUUCAGCUCGAGUUUCGCAAGCAAUUCAAAGAGGCGGAAUACAACCUGCGAACGGUCCUCUGCGAGCUGCAAGUGGCGCUGGUGGAGCGUCAGCUGUCGCCGCGGCCGGACGUGACCCGUGACAUCAUGAAGUCCGAGCUGCGGGCCAUGUCAACGUCGGAGACGUUUCGGAACCUGCGUGACUGGGUGAUCUUCCGCGACUACAUGAACGGCCUCGAAUACGUGGUGCAGGUGUUCAACUACCUGCUCCGCGGUCUUCAGUCCUGAGGAUGGCAAGGCGAAAGCCCUCGUAGGGUAACCAGACGUCGACUCGCCCAUCUGAGGAAGCCGGACCACCCUAAUCCGGACGGUCAUCGCUGAGGUCGCGCCGGCCGAAAGGGGGCGGUUAAAACGGAGGAGGAGGAGGAGGAGGGCCCCGAAAGCGUGCUCCGUCAAGCACGGCCGAAGGGGCGCUGUUUUGUUGUCAUCCGUCCUCGCGGCGAUCAACGAAUCUAUCUAUCGGCCACCGAAGCAGCUCCCCCGAAGGACGCUCCCUCGACGCCGAUAGAUACUUCUCCCGUCGCCGACUCGCACAAAACCGUCCGUGCCGUAACGGCCAGCCGAAAAACUCCGACGACCGAGGGAUUAAGGGAGACGAUGGGGAGAGAGAGGCAGAGUCGCACGAUUUACGUAGCCCGUUGGCUUUCGCCGCCCAGUUCACGAUCGUGCAACACGCAAACACACACACACAUACACAGAAAAACACACACACACAUACAUACGGAAAGAGAGAGAGAGAGACCGACACACCUACACGCGACCAGAGAGGACGUAUAAUGCACGUUUAGCACGGUACGUGUCGCAUGUACCGAACGUGUGCGAGAACGUGGAGAACGACGGACCGCCGACAAGAACCGAUUCUCAAGCGCGGAGUGUCGCGUAACGAGUUUGCGUCGAGCAUCGACGGUAACCAGAGCGUGUUCGUUAGAUUUCCGAUUUACGAGACGGUGUGUUAUAAGAGUGAUGAGAUUCGAGAACCGAGUGAUGCGCGAGCGCCCGCGCGAUCUGGUUACGCGCCGGUGGAAAAUCGAAAAUCGAAAGACAAAUCGGAGGAAGGCAUCGUCGUUCGCGAGAUUAUCUAUCUGUCUCGUCGACGACGAUCGUUCGUCCCGGGAUCACGAGAUUUCGUGUCUGUUUCUUCGCAUUUUCGCGUUUUCCGCCGCGAGAGAUUCGCCGAGCGGCCGUGCGCGCCGAUCCGAGAGACUUUGCGUUUCGUCGAGGGUCGAGAAGACGAGCGAGCGAAAGAGAGAGAGAGAGAGAGAGAGAGAGAGAGAGAGAGAGAAAGAGAGAGACGAGCACACGUAACGGAAAAGGAUAGAGAAGGGAACGGAUUCCGAAGGGAUCCUUUUAAACGAGCUUGUGCACCGCAGCGGUAUUAUAUCCUAAGUACACAAGAAAAUACAGUAUUCGCGCUUUAAGCUAGACUAUUCGCGUUCAGCGAGAAGAAAGCAGAAAAUUCGUACGCGUAUAGCCGAUUAUUUUAGGUCGCGUACUAUCCCACGCGAGCAAAUGGCCGGCGUCGUUUCGCGCGUCGACGAAAACCCUCGGCGCCCAGCCCCGGGGGAGCGCUCGCAUCCCGGGCCGGGCCUGGGCCGGGUAUUUGUGUGUCUACACAAUAAUUUAUUGACUAACUGUAAUAUUAUUCUAUAUUCGUAUUUAUUCAGAUUAUUUAUUUUAUUUUUGUAAAGAUUUUACAUGUCCGAUUUCAAGCCUGUAUUUAAAGUGUCUAGUUGAGCUUAAAAUUGCCUAGAAGUGUAAGAGAAAAAACAGAAGGAUAUAUAUUAAUAUUAUUAUUAUUAUUAUUAUUAUUAAUAUUAAUAUUAUUAUUAUUAUUAUUA
Molecule: messenger RNA, 3081 nt
Organism: Megalopta genalis
Lineage: Eukaryota; Metazoa; Arthropoda; Insecta; Hymenoptera; Halictidae
Source: RefSeq, a predicted model, not a curated record